CGGGGCAGCGGCAGUACCGGCGGCAGUCGGCGCGGCGCAGAGCGGAGCGGUCCGGCCAUGGAGCACGACGCGUCUCGCGGCUUCCUGCCGCCCUUCGCGCACUUCGCCACGCAGGCCAUCCACGCCGGGCAAGAACCCGAGCAGUGGCGAUCGGCCGCCCUGGUGCCGCCCGUCUCCCUCUCCACCACCUUCAAGCAGCAGGCCCCCGGGCAGCACGCGGGUUAUGAUUACAGCCGGAGUGGAAACCCUACGCGGAAUUGCCUGGAGAAGGCUGUAGCAGCACUGGACGGAGCCAAGUACUGUUUAGCCUAUGCUUCUGGCUUAGCUGCUACUUUGAAUAUUACUCACCUUUUAAAGGCAGGGGAUACGAUUAUCUGCAUGGAUGAUGUCUAUGGAGGCACUAACAGGUACUUCAGCAAAGUAGCUGUGCAAAUGGGUUUGAAUGUAGUUUUUGUGGAUUGCACAAAACUGGAAUGCCUAGAAGCUGCAAUUACACCAGAGACUAAGCUCAUUUGGAUUGAAACACCCACAAACCCCACACUGAAGGUCAUUGACAUUCAGGCUUGUGCUGAUAUAGUACAUAAGCAUAAAGAUGUUCUGCUAGUGGUAGACAACACUUUUAUGUCUGCCUACUUCCAGCGGCCUUUGUCUCUGGGGGCUGAUAUUUGCAUGUAUUCUGCAACUAAAUACAUGAAUGGCCAUAGUGAUGUCGUAAUGGGACUUGUUUCAGUGAACUGUGACCACCUCUAUGAAAGGCUCAAAUUCUUACAAAACUCUCUCGGAGCUGUUCCGUCUCCCUUUGACUGUUACAUGUGCAAUCGUGGUUUGAAGACGCUGCAGAUCCGGAUGAAGCAACAUUUCCGCAAUGCAUUAGCAGUUGCUCGGUUUCUGGAGUCCCAUUCCCGGGUGGAGAAGGUCAUUUUCCCAGGCUUGCCUUCGCACCCUCAGCACGAGCUGGUCAAGCGCCAGUGCACCGGCUGCCCUGGGAUGGUGACCUUUUACAUUAAAGGAAAUAUCAAACAUGCUACCGCCUUUCUCAAGAACUUGAAGGUUUUUUACCUGGCAGAGAGUCUGGGAGGGUAUGAAAGCCUAGCAGAGCAUCCGGCCAUCAUGACUCAUGCCUCAGUGCCUAAGGAAGACAGAGAAGCUCUCGGGAUCACUGACACAUUAAUUCGCAUGUCAGUUGGUUUAGAAGAUGAGGAGGAUUUACUGGAAGACCUCGAUCAAGCUCUGAAUGCUGCGUUUGCAGACCAUAAGGCCUGAUGUUUAAACUGGAACUUGGAACUGGAUGAGAUGGCUGAAGAAAAAAAAGCGAAAGCAAAACUGUUAAUCAUUUUCCUUUGAGAAUUUAAAUCCGUUCACCCCAACGCUGGAUUCCUGAGGAGUGCCCACCUUAUGCCCUUGGGUGUUCCCUGCUGCUGCGUGGCUGUGCCUGGCCUGUGCCCAGUGCACACAGCCCGUGCUCUGCUCUGCCUCUGUGUCUGUUGUAUUGCAAUCCCCUGCCUUUGGCAUUGAUGCAGUCACAGGCUGUUUGGGAGCAGCUGUGGUGCACACUCAGGAAGGUUUUCCUGCUUCUCUCUUGGAGAGCAGUGUCUCGUUUGUCAUGCUGCUGCUGCUGCAGGGCCACAGGAGUUUGGUGUCCCUGCUCCUCAGGAUGCACAGUUACUCUUUCUCAUCUGACCCAACAGUCCAUCUGUUGAUUUACCUUUAGAUUUUUCUUUAAUUAGGUUGGGAAUAUGGGUAAAGGCUUUUCCUGCUGUUAGUAUUGUAUGGAGUAUUGAAAAUGAAGCAAAAUCCAAUACCUGGUAAGCAAUCAUAACCUUCUAAAGAAGAUGCUUUCCCUUAAAAAAAAAAGGUAACGUUAGCUGUAAUGAUUUGAUUUAUAUUUGGAAUUGGAAUCCUUUUAAUUAAAAUUUGCUUUGCA
Messenger RNA from Colius striatus (speckled mousebird), 1924 nucleotides. It is a transcript of the gene CTH, whose product is annotated as cystathionine gamma-lyase. Gene Ontology annotation, molecular function: pyridoxal phosphate binding; cystathionine gamma-lyase activity. The coding region runs from base 58 to 1263 and encodes 401 amino acids. Gene Ontology annotation, biological process: transsulfuration. The record is from RefSeq and is a predicted model, not a curated record. The transcript has 12 exons. Gene Ontology annotation, cellular component: cytoplasm. Lineage: Eukaryota; Metazoa; Chordata; Aves; Coliiformes; Coliidae.